Messenger RNA from Ostertagia ostertagi, 534 nucleotides. The record is from the annotation of a GenBank genome assembly. Lineage: Eukaryota; Metazoa; Nematoda; Chromadorea; Rhabditida; Trichostrongylidae.
AUGACGAUGGCUAACGGAAGCGAAUAUGUGACCGAUCCCGAAAAUCUUGAAGAAAACCGACAAGAUCUUUCCGUAGCGGCGGCUCACAAGCACUGGAGACAAGCCCAUCCACAGCAAAAAGUAAAGAAUCCUAACCAAUCUAAACAUGGUAAAACUAACGAUGACGAGAACAAACGAGACUUCAUCAUCUUCCUUAUACUCUGCGUUGUGGCAAUCCUACUGAUGCUGGCUAUCAUUCCCCUACUGAUAAUCUGCCUUGUGUGCAUGGCAAGGAAACGGAAGAGCAAGAACGGGAGCGCUUCAAGCAGAAGGGGUGGACCUGCGAAAAGCGGAAGAAGCACAAAGAGCAAAAGCGGAAAACCCACAAAAAGCAAGAGCAAGAGCAUGAGUAAGAGCAAGAAAUCCAGCAAGAGUCUGAAAAGCAAAAGUGGCAAAAGCGGUAAAAGCCGAACAUCGAAGAGAGCUGGCGGUAAAGGCGGAAACAGCAGUAUGGGAAAAGCUAACAGAAGACCAGGGAAAAAAGGAAAGAAAUAG